AUGCUCAGGCGCAGUCUCCGUCUGAGGAGACUCAAUUGCGCCCAGCCAGCCUCACGAUUCUCGGUUCCAGCCAUAAGCUGCCGAUUCCAUCCCACCUCGUUAUCACCACAAAGCUGCCCCAGCAUCAGGCUAUCGAGAACCUUCUCACAGCAGUCAUGGCACACUCAUAAAUCCGAUGAUACGACUAGACUCCCGGCUGUAGAUGACACCAUAUAUGCCCUGUCGACCGCUCAGGGCCGAGCUGGCAUUGCUGUGAUUCGCAUAUCAGGCCCAUCGUGUCUUGAAAUUUACAAGGAACUGUGCCCGUCAAAACCGCUACCAAAGCCAAGGUAUGCAACUGUGAGAUCUCUUUAUGACCCAAAGCCUGCCAGAGAUGGACCCAUCGUCCUAGACUCGGAAGCCCUCAUCCUCUACUUCCCCAACCCAAAGACGGUAACGGGCGAAGAUGUCCUAGAAUUGCAUGUCCAUGGCGGAGCGGCUACCGUCAAGGCAGUGCUAUCCGCGAUCCCACGAUGCUCCACAGUCCAGCGUAUCCGAUACGCCGAGCCUGGCGAGUUUACCAAGCGUGCCUUCUUCAACGACCGGCUCGACCUUGCUCAGAUCGAAUCCCUGAGCGACACGCUCGCCGCAGAGACGGAGCAGCAGCGUCGUGCGGCUGUACGCGGCAACUCGGGAGCGCUGGGUCGCCAAUACGAGGCGUGGAGGGAACAGCUGCUACUCGCGCGAGGGGAGAUUGAGGCGCUGAUCGACUUUUCAGAGGAUCAGCACUUUGAUGAGUCCCAGGCAGACUUGCUGCACAAUGUAACGACUCAGGUUGCAAGGAUGCUACACAGCAUCGAGCUGCAUGAGCAAGGAAGCCAGCGGAGCGAGCUCCUGAGGAAUGGGAUCCGAAUUGCGCUGCUGGGGCCACCCAACGUCGGAAAGUCGUCCCUCAUGAACCUCAUCGUCGGACGGGAGGCAUCCAUCGUGUCCGGGGAGGCUGGCACGACCCGCGACAUCAUCGAGGCCAGCCUGGACAUCCGUGGCUAUUUAUGUUCGUUUGCGGACACGGCAGGAUUUCGCUCCAACGGCUCUGGGACGACCAACGGGGCUGGCGGUGGCGCAAUUGGGGCCGUGGAAGAGGAGGGAAUCCGGCGAGCGAAGCAAAAGGCCAUGGACUCGGAUCUGGUCAUUGUGCUGGCGUCGGUUGAAGAUAGUCCUAGAGGAUCAUUUCUGCAGUACGAUGAGGAAACUUUGGACCUGGCUGCGGGGGCCGAAGAUUGUCUUAUUGUGGUCAACAAGCGGGACGCAGUUGACGCUGGGCAGUUCGAGAAGCUCGUCAAGGAAUUCCGUCGGACCGUCUCUGGAAAGGCCCCCAAGCUAGCGGCGGCUGAGCUCGUGUCCAUCUCGUGUAAGGAGGCUCAGACGUUGGGAUCGGAGAGCAAGGACCCAGGCGGCGUCCAAGCGGUGAUGGACCAGCUCGUGGGGUCCUUUGAGAAGAUGACAUCCAUGCCCGUCGAUCUCCAGGAUCUGCUGGGGGUCACGGAGCGGCAGCGGCAGCUCCUGGUCAAGUGCCGGGGUCACCUGCAAGAAUUCAUGACCGAGGCCACGCCGGAGGAGGGCAUGGACGCGGACACGGUGCUCGCGGCCGAGUACCUCCGGUACGCUGCGGACUGCCUGGCUCGGAUCACGGGGCGCGGGGAGUUUGGGGACGUGGAGGAUGUGCUCGGGGUUAUUUUCGAGAAGUUCUGUGUUGGUAAAUGA
Molecule: messenger RNA, 1743 nt
Organism: Fusarium falciforme
Lineage: Eukaryota; Fungi; Ascomycota; Sordariomycetes; Hypocreales; Nectriaceae
Exons: 3
Coding region: 1-1743 (580 amino acids)
Biological process (GO): tRNA methylation; tRNA wobble uridine modification
Cellular component (GO): mitochondrion; cytoplasm
Molecular function (GO): GTPase activity; protein binding; GTP binding
Source: RefSeq, a predicted model, not a curated record